UCGACUAAUAUUUUCAUGUCAUCGGUAUUGACAGAAACCGAGGGAAUUGUCGCCAUGAGAUCAAUCUUCGUCACAAUUUUGAUAUUGGGCCUUGCAGCCGUCAAUGUCAAUGGAAUAUGUCGGAUGACGCGGCGUGCAAAUGCAUUCUACGUCAAAGGACGCGACAUUGACAACUUCAUAACUGGGUCUGAAGGAAGAUGUUCCGACGCAUGCGCAACUAAUCGUUUGUGUGUUGCUGCCACCUAUCGAACUUCUGACGGCCGGUGUUGGCGACACAGUACCUUGAGGAGAACUGGCUCGGGAAGAGGAUGGGUUGCUUUAAAGAAAGACGCAAGUUGCGUCAAGCCGCUCAGUGGGACAGUAAAAUACGGGUACCAAAAGGUGGACAGCGUGGCCCUUAAGAUGAAGCUUCAAGAGAUCGCAAACUUUUUCAAAACCACGGUGACCGUCACGAGUGGAAGACGCAGUGGUUUUGAUCCCUAUCAUAAGAAAGGUCAAGCUGCAGACAUCUUGGUCAAGGGCGUUGGAACUAAAAAGGCAUGGGAUCGCCUCAGAAAAAGUGGCAUUCUGGACAAAGAGUAUUACGUCAUGUACCACGCACCAGGGUCAAGGUCAUGUUCCACAGGCACGCACGUUCAUAUAGCCCGUUACAACAGGGAAUGGAAUUCUGGCAAAAAUACGUGCUGGAUAAUUGAGGGCACAACCACUGCUAACAAAUGCCUGUCGUAUGGACAACACAAAUGUCUGUGAGAAGAGAAGGUGCUUGACUAUUUACAUUCACGAAAGAGAGGGAUGCAAGUGUCUCCUUAAGUUUGUCAGAUUUUACCAUUUUACAUUGCUUUGAUGUACAUUUAGAAAAACAUGCAUCGGGAAUAAAGUGAUGU
Messenger RNA from Lingula anatina, 884 nucleotides. RefSeq lists its product as uncharacterized. Lineage: Eukaryota; Metazoa; Brachiopoda; Lingulata; Lingulida; Lingulidae. The record is from RefSeq and is a predicted model, not a curated record.